Fonsecaea erecta is the source of this 1074-nucleotide messenger RNA. RefSeq lists its product as hypothetical. Lineage: Eukaryota; Fungi; Ascomycota; Eurotiomycetes; Chaetothyriales; Herpotrichiellaceae. Gene Ontology annotation, molecular function: glutathione transferase activity. Bases 1 to 1074 code for a protein of 357 amino acids. The record is from RefSeq and is a predicted model, not a curated record. The transcript has a single exon. Gene Ontology annotation, cellular component: cytoplasm.
AUGUCUUCAACGACCACUUCCGCGAAUACAGCUGCUCCUCCAGGCCGCCCCAAUCCUAGCUCUGUGGCCGAGCACCUACAGGGAUCGUCACAGUCAUGGCACGGCCAGAUAACUCCAGAUGGGCCCUUCCCUCCGCAGCAGGGCCGCUACCACAUGUACAUCGGACUAUUCUGCCCAUUCGCGCACAGAGCAAAUCUCGUGCGCCACCUCAAGGGCCUCACCGACCUCAUAGAAAUCUCCAUCGUGAAACCUUACCCCAAGGGCGACGAGCAUGGAUGGCCCGGAUGGCAGUUCCCCAAAUCCGACGACGAGUACCCCAACGCCACGGUCGACAGGUUGUUCGGAAGCCAAUAUCUGCACGAGGUCUACUUCAAGGCGGAUCCGGGGUACAAAGGACGGUAUUCCGUCCCGGUCCUCUGGGACAAGGAGACCGGCACUAUCGUGAACAAUGAGAGCCCGGAGUUGAUGAGGAAUCUGCAGGUGGCCUUCAACUCUCUUCUACAGGAGGAAUAUGCCGGCGUCACGCUGUACCCGGAGCAUCUUCGCGGCAAGAUCGACGAGGUGAGUGAUUGGAUGCAGAGGGACUUGAAUACUGGCGUGUACAAGGCCGGAUUCGCACCGAACCAAGACGAGUACGACAAGCAUGUCCCCGUGGUGUUUGCGGCAUUGAACAAAUUGGAGAAGAUGGUCGCGCAGAAUGGCGGACCAUACAUCCUGGGCAAAGACUUAACCGAGUUGGAUAUUAGGGCAUACGCCACGAUCGUGCGCUUUGACACCGUGUACGUGCAGCAUUUCAAAUGUAACCUGGGUACGAUCCGGCACGAUUACCCACAGCUGAACAAUUGGUUGAAGAAUCUGUACUGGAACGUCAAGGGAUUCAGGGAGACGACAGACUUUAAGCAUAUCAAGGAAAACUAUACCAAGAGCCACUGGGAUAUCAACCCCAAGGCCAUCACGCCCAUGGGUCCGUAUCCUGAUGUCGAAGAGGGGUUCGAGCGGGAUUUUAGCAAGGUCAGGGUUGGGGGUGUGUCCAUGCCCAACGUGGUGAAGCUGGAAAAGCAAUUGCCGGGAUGA